Messenger RNA from Eremomyces bilateralis CBS 781.70, 480 nucleotides. RefSeq lists its product as uncharacterized. The record is from RefSeq and is a predicted model, not a curated record. Bases 1 to 480 code for a protein of 159 amino acids. Lineage: Eukaryota; Fungi; Ascomycota; Dothideomycetes; Eremomycetales; Eremomycetaceae. The transcript has a single exon.
AUGUCCGCCGGACGGACUAACCCCGAAUUCCAGCGCAAGCUGGCCAAACUCCGCCUCAAAAUCCAUCCCAUCCUUUCCCUUCACACGGGUCGAAGCGCGCCGGAGUUCCCCGCCACCCUCCUCCACUUCAACCUCCUCACUGAAGCGCAAUUAGAUGAGCUAGCACACUAUUACAGCCAAUGCUGUCAAGACGAGACGACGGCGUCGUACGGCAAGAGCAUGGAUUGGGAUGCGUCAUAUUACGACGAGUACUUCGGCGAGGGAAAAUGUUUCCGUGAGAGCCGACGAGUCUGGGUGAAGCGACGGAGGUUCGGAAGGUUCAUAGGGAUGAGAGGAUGCGACACCCCUGUCGACGAAGUUCAGAAGCGGUUAUCAUGGAUGGUGGAGAGGUUAGAGGAGCAAUUGGAAGACGUGAAGAGGGAAGAUCGCAAGAGCAGAGAGGCUUGGAGAAAGGUUGGAGAGAGAUGGUGGGGAACAUGA